Caenorhabditis briggsae is the source of this 1326-nucleotide messenger RNA. The record is from RefSeq and is a predicted model, not a curated record. Bases 1 to 1326 code for a protein of 441 amino acids. NCBI's taxonomy places the organism in Eukaryota, Metazoa, Nematoda, Chromadorea, Rhabditida, Rhabditidae. The transcript has 8 exons.
AUGAGCUCUUGGGAUCCUCCCCUCGACAUUCAAGCCAUCAACACCACCGGUUUCCUGUGCUCGCUGGAUGAUCAAAUCGUCAAGUUCUACACUCUGGAAUACGGACUUCUGGAACUCCCGAUCUCCGAUAACGGAGAGAAAUUGGUCCUCGGAAAGUGGUAUUCAAUUUUUGAAGGGGAUUACGAGACACAUUUCGAUUUCGAAAUGACGGAUUGUAAAGUUUGGGCGAACACGGUUGGACAAGUUUUUGCACAAGUCAUGGCAAUCGGACCCAAUGAAUUUGCGCUGCCACGUGAGAUUCGAAACAAGUACCGAAUGGCAGUUUGGUCGCCGUUCUUGAAGUUUUUGGAUGAUAAGGAGGACCUUUUUAAUAGCACAUUCAGAGGUGGUGAUGUUGGAGAGCCGUGGACUAUGGAAUUCCUUGUGACCCGAAUGGAACCAGUUCAUGUUUUGCAUCCAGCCCUGCCGAUUGUCAAUCGGUAUGGACUAACUGUCAAAAAUGAUGUGACAGUUGGAAUUUGCAUAAAAGUGGACGUCAAUAAUCCAGCAUACUGUGCUGCGGUAAAAGGAUCACUGGAGAAGUGCGGUCUGCUAUUCUCUCCGAAAUUUGGGCUCACCAAGUGGCUGAUCAGAGAGAUGGAGGUAUCAAAACAUGUACAUAAGGAUAAACAUGUGACAGGAGCACUUAGAAGCACUGAUGAACCGAGUUUUAAGCUCGGCAAAUGGUACAAAUACCAACUUCGUGACAAUAGACACGCAAAGUCUCGUGCUCAAAAAUUCAGAUCAAAAACUGUGGAAGACUUGGGACCAACGGAUACUGUAUUUUAUAAUACUACGGCGGUUCAAGUAAAAGAAGUGGAACCACAAAAGCAUACAUGUCUUAUUAAUGGAAACGUUGAGAUGGACGCUUCAUUUGCCUUCAACCACAAAAUGCUAGAAGACCCGGAAAACCAAGAGCAGCCAUGGGAGAUUCGGAGCCAGCAACUGUCAAAGAGUGCUCAUUUUGUAGAUGUGGAUAUUGGAANAGNCNAGAUUCAUCCAAAUGAUUCUCAGNUCAUUCUUCAGAAAAUCGAAGCUCAUCGAAAAAUGCUGGAGGAGAAGUAUCCAAACGACUACACUCACCUCAAAAACAAAACGUUGAUUGUCAGAGCUACUGUGAAAGUCCAUGAUAGAUUUAUGGAAAAUUCUGAAGACUAUCCGAAUCAUGGAAUAUUUAUUGUUCGAAAAAUCACGUCGAUUUUUUAUUUGAACAGAGGAAAGAUGAUUUACGAUUCGGAGAAGGAGAAGGAAACUCCGAAUUUGCACUUUGAAAAGCUAACUUUAUGA